AUGGGCGGUCACCUCGAGGAGGUGCGCAAGAUCCGGGAGGCGCGCGAGCGUGCCGCACGGAGGGCAUUGCGCGGCCUCGACCCCGAGCAGGGGAGCGAGGGUGAGGAGGAGAGCGACGACGCGGAUCUUCCCGAGGCGCCGGAUCUGACUCCAGAGGACGAGCGGCGCGCCCUCGCGCCGCACACUGGGGCGUCCAAGCCACCGCAGCCAGCCGUCCACAACGGUCCAUCCCCGGCCGCGCUGCCGGUCAUCAGGCUGGGAUGGGCUGCAGAGGCCGCCACGCCCGGCUUGCCCGCCGGCUCGCCCGGUGAGGCAGCCGACGUCUUUUGCGUGCGCUACUCGCCGGACGACGCCCUGGUCGCCGCGGGCUGCGGUGACGGAGUUGUGCGCGUCUACCACGCGACCGACGGCCGGCUGGCAUACUCGCUGGCGGAUGACUCGCUAACCCUGCCGACCACCUGCCUCCGCUUUCGGCCGUCUGCGGCGUCGGCCAAGACCCGCAACGUGCUCCUCGCGGCCAACUCGGACGGCACCGUCAAGCACUGGCACCUCACCUCGGGGAAGUGCCUGCACUCGGUGACCGAGCAGGACAACCAGGUGUACGCCGUCGACUAUGACACCGAUGGUAGCCACUUUGCCACCGCCGGCCGCGACUGCCACAUCCGGCUGUAUGACGAGACCACGAAAUCCGCCGUAUCGACACUGCUCUCGUCGCUCGACCGCGCCCCGAGCGGCUACCACAGCGCGGGCGCGAGCGCUCACUCAGGCCACUCGAACCGAGUCUUUGGGCUGCGCUUCGGAGCCGAGCCGCACUCGCUCCUCUCUGGUGGGUGGGACAACACCGUGCAGCUGUGGGACACGCGCACCGCGACAACCGCGCUGUCCAUCUACGGGCCCCACGUGUGCGGCGACGCCCUGGACAUGCGCGGCCACACCAUCCUCUCUGGCUCGUGGCGGCCAGAGCAGCAGCUGCAGCUGUGGGACGCGCGCACGGGCGGGCUACUGGCCACGCUUCCGUGGCCUGCGCACGGGCGCACGCGUGAACCGUGCCAGGUCUACGCCGCGCAGUUCUCCCGACACGACGGCGGCGCCCGCAUCAUCGCGGGCGGCUCCGGCGCCAACGAGGUGCGCGUGUUUGAUGCAAAGGGCGGGGGCUCGCUCGCGGCCAUAACCCUGCCCAAGGGCGUGUACGGGCUGGAUGUCGAGGGGGGAGGGGGGCAUGUCGCCGUCGCGGCCGGCGACAACGCGGUUCGCACGUUGGAGCUCCCCUGCUGA
Messenger RNA from Emiliania huxleyi CCMP1516, 1275 nucleotides. RefSeq lists its product as hypothetical. The transcript has a single exon. The record is from RefSeq and is a predicted model, not a curated record. Bases 1 to 1275 code for a protein of 424 amino acids. NCBI's taxonomy places the organism in Eukaryota, Haptophyta, Isochrysidales, Noelaerhabdaceae. Gene Ontology annotation, molecular function: protein binding.